Messenger RNA from Cariama cristata (Red-legged seriema), 3592 nucleotides. It is a transcript of the gene CDK13, whose product is annotated as cyclin-dependent kinase 13. NCBI's taxonomy places the organism in Eukaryota, Metazoa, Chordata, Aves, Cariamiformes, Cariamidae. Gene Ontology annotation, molecular function: cyclin-dependent protein serine/threonine kinase activity; cyclin binding; RNA polymerase II CTD heptapeptide repeat kinase activity. Gene Ontology annotation, biological process: protein phosphorylation; transcription elongation by RNA polymerase II; positive regulation of transcription elongation by RNA polymerase II. The transcript has 16 exons. Gene Ontology annotation, cellular component: nucleus; cyclin/CDK positive transcription elongation factor complex. The record is from RefSeq and is a predicted model, not a curated record. The annotation marks the transcript as partial.
GAGCACUUUGGGGCGGUUGCCGUUUGGGGUGUCCCACGGCGUACCCGGUGAAGAUGCUGAACCCGUUCCUGUGUUUCACUGGCUGUUGGUAGAGUCUGCUGCCCUGGGCGGGCAUCCAAUGCUGUUUAAAGAGCGAAGUAACAAACCCAUGUCCGACUUUGUUCGGAAGGAUAGCGCAAAGGUGCCUUUGGAAAAAAAUAGUGAUUGUUUUAAGUGGACCUGCGAUUUGAAGCAUGAGAGUUUAAAUCUCUUGAUUUUUGUAUUGUCUCUGUGGAGAUCAGCAAAAUCUCGAAGCAGAAGUCCAUAUUCAUCAAGGCACUCAAGGUCUCGUAGCAGACACAGAUUGUCUAGAUCCAGAAGUCGUCAUUCAAGUAUUUCUCCUAGUACAUUGACUCUGAAGAGUAGCCUGGCUGCUGAGCUGAACAAAAACAAAAAAGCAAGAGCUGCUGAGGCAGCCAAAGCCAGCGCAAAAGCUUCCAAUACUUCGACACCUACUAAGGGAAACACGGAAACUGCUGUAAGCGCACCUCAAGUGAACAAUGUAAAGGACCUGAAGAAAAUAAAAACGGAGCAUACACCUUCUCCUACAAGCAGUGCAAAUUUGAAAAAUGACAAGGCAAAAGCAAAGGUCUCGCUUCCUGAAGCAAAAGCGGAAAAUAAUUUAAUUGCAGACAAAAUUACUAAACAGAAACCUGCAGCGGUAAAAGAGAAUAAAUCGACUGUUGUAAAACAGCCACCGGUCACUGUAAAAGAGAAAAGCAAACCAAGUACACCAAGUGUAGUAACCAAGGAGAAGGAGCGAAUUGUUGCACUACCAACCUCCACACUGCCACCUUUGCCUUUGCCUCCCACGCUGCCUGAAGAUAAAGAAACUGAUAGUUUGCGAGAGAAUCUUUCAGUGAAGUCGGUUAAAGAAGCAGAAAAGAAACUUCGCCAUCUGCUUGCAGACUUACCGCUUCCACCCGAGUUGCCUGGAGGAGCUGACUUAUCCAAAAGUCCCGAAGAAAAGAAACCAGCAGUUCAGCUACACAGCAAGAGAAGACCAAAAAUAUGUGGACCACGACAUGGUGAAACAAAAGAAAAAGAAAUAGACUGGGGAAAGCGCUGUGUGGAUAAAUUUGAUAUCAUUGGUAUUAUUGGUGAAGGCACUUAUGGGCAAGUUUACAAAGCCAGAGAUAAAGACACAGGGGAAAUGGUGGCACUAAAGAAAGUACGUCUGGAUAACGAAAAGGAAGGGUUUCCAAUUACAGCUAUUCGGGAGAUUAAGAUUCUUCGACAGCUUAAUCACCAAAGCAUUAUCAACAUGAAGGAAAUAGUGACAGAUAAGGAAGAUGCUUUGGACUUCAAGAAGGACAAAGGUGCAUUUUACCUGGUAUUUGAAUAUAUGGACCAUGACUUGAUGGGACUGCUGGAAUCUGGUUUGGUUCAUUUUAAUGAAAAUCAUAUUAAAUCUUUUAUGAGACAGCUGAUGGAGGGCUUGGCCUAUUGCCAUAAGAAGAACUUUUUGCACAGAGAUAUCAAAUGUUCAAAUAUUCUACUAAACAAUAGAGGGCAGAUAAAGCUUGCAGAUUUUGGGCUUGCUCGGCUGUACAACUCUGAAGAAAGCCGACCAUAUACCAACAAAGUUAUUACAUUAUGGUAUCGGCCUCCUGAACUUCUGCUUGGAGAAGAAAGAUACACACCAGCUAUCGAUGUCUGGAGCUGUGGCUGCAUCCUGGGCGAACUCUUUACAAAAAAGCCAAUAUUUCAAGCAAAUCAAGAACUUGCUCAGCUGGAACUUAUAAGCCGAAUUUGCGGGAGUCCUUGUCCAGCAGUGUGGCCUGAUGUUAUAAAAUUAGCUUAUUUCAACACAAUGAAACCAAAGAAGCAGUAUCGUCGAAAACUGAGAGAAGAGUUUGCUUUCAUCCCACCAGCUGCAUUAGAUUUAUUCGAUUAUAUGCUUGCUCUGGAUCCCAGUAAGCGCUGCACAGCUGAACAAGCUCUUCAGUGUGAGUUCCUGCGAGAUGUGGAACCAUCAAAAAUGCCUCCUCCGGACCUUCCUUUGUGGCAGGAUUGCCAUGAGCUGUGGAGUAAGAAGCGUAGAAGACAGAAGCAGAUGGGCAUGACCGAUGACUCAACAGCAUCUAAAGUCCCUAGGAAGGAUCUGUCUCUAGGCAUGGAUGAGAGCAGAACCAACACCCCACAAGGCAUGCAAACUUCUUCCCAACUUAAAACUCAGGGCAACUCUAGUGUAGCACUUGCAAAAACAAGCACUGGACAGCAGUUAAACCAGAAUGAAGUGGCAAUCCUGCUAAACCUGCUACAGUCUAAAACAAGUGUUAGUUUGGCACAGUUUGCCCAAGUGUUGAAUAUUAAGGUGAAAAACAGUCAGAACAGCAGCAGCAGCAGCAGCCGCCGCCGCCAACCACCGGAACAGGAGCCUCUAAAACAGCCGACCGUCACACAACCUCCUGUACCACCUGCUCAGCUGAGUCAGCCUAAAGUUGAGACUGAUGCUGCCCAGGCAGCUGUACAGAGUGCAUUUGCUGUUCUGUUGUCUCAGUUAAUAAAGGCUCAGCAAACAAAACAAAAAGAUUUUGUGUUGGAGGAGAAGGAAAACGGAUCAGGAAAUGAAAUGUCGUUACAACUCAGGCAGCCUCCAGAGCCCACCACUCCUGUGUCUGUCAGCCGGGAUGACGUGGAAUCUCCAGCACCCGGCUACCCACAUCUGAUCAAGUCAUUAUAUACGUCUGCAGGUCAAGAGGAUUUGGUUAGACAGUCCGAGAUGAGGCUUCUAAACCGAACACCCGAACAAGAACGCCCUCGGAUCUUGCCUCCAGACCAGCGUCCCCCAGAGCCACCGGAGCCUCCGCCUCUCACUGAUGAAGACCUUGAUUAUCGGACAGAGAACCAGCAUUUGCCUAUAACUAACUCUUCAGGAACAGAUCCUCACGCAGGAGUGAAAGCAGCUCUUCUGCAGCUGCUUGCUCAGCAUCAAGCUCAGGCGACAACAGAGGAGCCAGUACAAACGAGUGUGGAUUAUCAGGCUAGAGACUCCUACGUACCAGGCCCAGACUACAAGGAUAACUUUGGAUCAUCCUCCUUCUCAUCUGCCCAUUACGGCAGUAGCGAUGGAAUAGGAAGCGGAUCGUCGGGAGCAUUAGAAAGGAGGAGCUUCCUUGGAAACUCGGAUAUUCAGUCUUUGGAUAACUACAGUACUGCUUCAUCUCACUCUGGUGCUGCCCCUCCUCCGUCGGCCUUUUCAGAAUCCUUUCCCAGCUCAGUAACCGGUUAUGGAGACAUUUACCUCAACACUGGCGCCAUGCUAUUUAGUGGAGAUAAAGACCAUAGGUUUGAAUACAGCCACGGCCCGAUCCCGGUUCUGGGGAGCAGCAGUGACGCUUCCGCAGGGCCAGAGAGCACGCACUCUUUGCCCACAAAGAUGCACAACUACAGCUACGGAAGUAACUUACAGGAAAAUCCCAGUGGCAUCAGCCACAUGCAUGGACAGACUUGGACUUCUCCUGCCCAAGGACCCGGCUAUUCCCAAGGAUACAGGGGACACAUUAGCACAUCUGCAGUGAGAGGGCGAGGCAGAGGAUUACCAUAUUGA